GCGCUGAUGACCGGCAGACUUGUAUGUCCGCGAGACCCGUCUGAGCGAGAUCAGUUAUCGAGCCGCGCGUGGGCCGUUUUUGUACACCCAAGGAGGUGAAGCUUUUUACUCUCCGUUGAGCGCAAUUUUCCGCGCUUCCCAGGACAUACACACCUGUACGCUCUCGACGGUCUUGUUCCAAGAGACCGGUAGUGGAGAGGAAAAGAGCAAAUAAAAGCCAGCAGAGCAUCAGCGAGAGGAAACAACCGAGGAUGCUGGGACGGGCGCUUUUGGCGUGCGCGCUCCUGGGGCAGGUUCUCGGCGCGCCGACCGACUGCACGGAUUACUGCGGCGAGCAGGGCACCAGCUAUGGCGGCCAGGCCCGUGACUCGUACGGCAAUUCCUACGCCUCCAAGAGCAGCAGCUACGAACACCGGUUGCAGCGCGUGGGUGGCAGGAGCGGCAACAAUCAGCUGCAGACCAGCGGUAGAUUGGAAAACCUCGACGAGAACGCGGUUGUGGGCAGCAGCGGGCUCGGGCUGAACUUGGACCGGCCGGGCAGCUGGCAGGACGAGAAGCACUACGUGACGGACGACGGCAAAGGCCAGAUGAGCUACCGGGCCGGACAGACGGUCACAGGGAACGGGUACUCCAAGUUCGCGGAGCACAGCUACAGCUACGGCACCCACGACUCGCACGCCCGGCUGGCCAACUCGCAGGUCCUGACCACCGCCGAGUUCAACCGGGAACUCGCGAGCAUGCGCAACCGCAUAGCCAGCUUCAUGGGUAGCUUCCACGUGGACGCGGGCUCGGUGGUCAACGCCAAUCAGAUUGCCGAUUUCCGGGACAGGGCAGGUGCCAUCAGCAACCAGCUGAACGACGUUUGCAACCAGGUAGACGCGGGUAGCUCCAUGUACCAGCAGAUACGCGAGAUGCAACAGCAAUUUGAUCAGGACAUCGACAGGAUGCAGAAACAGAUGGAGCGACAGCUCGAGUACCAUUCGUCGAGCAGUAGCCAGGUGUACGGCAGCUUUAAAUCGUACCCGAGCGCCGGCAGUAGCACCAGCAGGCCCGUCGCUGGUAGUAGCUACUCCCAACCCAUACAACAGCAGCAGCCGGUCAUAAGCGAGGAGAGCAUCGUGAAGCAGCGCCUGGUCGAGGAUGAGAUCGCCAAGAUCCAGAGCCAGGUGUCGAGCUUUUACACGAACUUUGGGCGCGUCGACACUAACGCCCAGUACAAGGUCGACCUUGGCAACCAGGCCGACGUGAUAAGCCGGGAACUCGCGAACCUGAAGCUCCAGGCCCUCCAGAGCGAGCACCAGCGCGCCCGUGUCGACAACCUGAGGAGCCACUUCGAGAACUACUUGUCGGAAAUUCGCGAUCGCAUCCACAAGCUCGAGGACAGGCAGCGCGAGGAGGCGGCCCGCCAGCUGGAGAUCCGCAUACAAGAGGAGAAGAACCACUACGAGGAGAACUUGAGGAACCUCAAGCUCGAGAAGCAGCGUAUCGAGAAGGAAGCCGAGGCGGAGCGGGCGCGUCGCGAGGAGGAGCUCUUCCGGGCCCAGGAGGAGGAGGCCGCGCGCAAGGAAGCCGAGGCAGCGGCGGCCAGGCUACGCCAGCAGCAGCAGCAACAGCAGGAGGAAGAGCGUAGAGCGCGGCUCGAGGUCGAGGAGGUGCAGAAAACGGUGCCUCAGUCCGACAGCGUGCAGGGAAUCGGGGCUGGCGUUGCCGGCAAGGUCGAGGUCACCGGUAGCUCCAGCUACGAGCACACAAUCAACACUUGGAGCAACACGGGCGGCAGGCACUCCAGUGGCUCCUUCCAGAGCAGCAUCGGCGGUGGCCAGAGCAAACCGAUACACCAGCAGCAGCACCACCAGCUGAACGCCCACGUCGACCUUACCGCGGCGACGAGUCGGCUCCAGCAGGAGCUCCACAGGAUCCAGAACGAGAUCAACAACUUCAACACGCACUCCAUGCGGCUGACGGCGGCCAACAGCCAGAGCGUGAUUGGCGAGGCCGAACGCCAGGCCGAGUCGUUGCGCCAGAGCAUAAGCAAUCUCUGCGAGACGAGCAGCAGGUACCAGAACCAGAACAUCCAGUCAAGCGCCGAGGAGUUGUCCCAGCGCUUCGAGGACAUGGUGCGGUCGCUCGAGCGACAGGCGGCCAACUACCUGGCCAACCCAUCCUCGGCCGCGUCGGGCUUCUCCGCCUCGGCCGGCUACACCUCCAGCUCGUCUUACGGCAGCAACGGGGCAUACUCGGCCGUCCAGGCGCCGACCAUCACCAACGUCGAGUACGAGCACUCAAAGUCAGCCGAGGUCGAGGUCAGCAGGCGACCUCUUUCUUCCGCGUCGUCGCAGAGGUACGCGCAGUCCUCGGGACAACGGAGGGCAGAUUGCGUCGAGCACUACGCCGGGCAGCCGUGCGUCGAGACGAGGCCGCAGCAGCAGCAGCGAAGAUACCGGAGACAAGCCGAAGCCAAAGACUUGUACGACCCGGACUUUGACUGGACUCAGCAGCAGCAACAGCAACAACAACCGAUCUUCGACGCCAAUUACCAGCGUAGCAGGAACGACAACCAAAAGCCCUUUCCUGCACCAGAGGAAGAGCCCAAACUGUCCGUAGGCCCGAAACUCGGGGUCUUAUCCUUUGGCCCAAAGUCCCGCAACUCGGAAACGGAGAGGCAGAUAGAAAAUCUCGCUGCGCGCAUCGCAAGCUACGGCCAAUCCGAUCGUCCCCAACGUCCCGUCCACAGAGAUCGGCAGCAGGACGACCUCGCGCAGCGACACGUUGAUACUAACGAGUAUAGGAGGCCACAGUCUCAAGAGUCAACGAUGGACCACGAGAGGCAGCGACAGUCCAGACCAUCGUUCUACAGUGGCUUCAACGGCGACCAGUCACGUGGGAACGACAAGAGAGACGAGGAGUCUUUAGAGCACGAGGAGGACGAGUCCGACGAGGAAUUUGAGGAGCAAACGGGCGCAUCUCACGAUCGGAACGGAAGCGAAUCGCCUGUAACGUCGGAGAAACCAAAGAACGAGGAGCACGCUCUGGGUAGCGGUGGAUUCUAUGACAGCCCCAGCUACGUGAGAUCGGAGUCGUACAAUAGAAACGUUCAAUCCCUGGGAGGGAACUCGGGUGACGGUAGUCUUUGGACUGCAGGACAGCAGGGUGGUUCCAAAACUGAAACUCUGGACCGGGAUUCGGUUCAGCAAACAGCCGGUCGGGUGAACUUUGGAUCGGACAGUCAGCUGGGGAGGCGUUUCUCUUUGCAGAACACUUUUGGGCCACAGGAAACUAACGCUACCCAUGAGGCUCUGUUGCUGAGUACGUCAGACAAGCGCAAGGAGGGAGGCGAUCGGGCAGUCGAGACGGGUCCUCCGCAAUCACUCGAGCAGCCGUCUCAUGACGUUUUGGAAAUCUUUUAUGACGUUCCGAGCGCUGACAGUGCCAAUACCAAAACGGAAAAUGCACGACGCGAAGAGGCGAUUGAUGCUCGUCCGACAUUAAAGGGAAAAGCUGAUCAAGGCAAUGGAAAUGGUAGCCAAGAGAAGCCUUCUGGACCUCACAGAGGGGAUUUGCCAGGGCAUUCCGAACCAUCUAUUUCACUGGUUGUAGAAAAGAGUCCACCAGUUGUCAUGGAAAAACCUCUUACCACUGAAAACCCGGUAUUCGUUACUCCAAAGCCUCUGUCAACUAUUGUCCCAGAGCCAAUAAUUCCAAUAGUAAAUGAGAAAGCAAAGAUUAAUAAGGAUGACUGUAAUCAUCAGAUGCCUGUUGUUAGUUACAACUUCAAAUUGAGCCAUGAGAAAUCUAUAGUCAAUCUGAAUGGUAAUGAUCGUUUAUCUGAUGUGCAAAAUUCAAACAACCAAUGGCAACAGAAGACAAGUGACCUCGAUGGACUCGGACAGUCUAGUCAAGCGUUUUUCAAUCAUCAAAAAUACCAUCACAACUAUUACUACAAUCAGUUUAACAAUAAAUACAAGUUUGAUGACCAACAACAAGUUCAACAAAUCUGGAAUCCAAUGAGAACGCUUGAAUUGAGUAACCCAAUGAGACCUGCAGCUGAAUUCAGUGCUCAAAACAAAUCUACUGAAUUAAGCCACCUUCAAGAGUCAUUUAACAAGUUUCAUGGGUAUCAACGUGAAUUUAAAGUAGAAAAGACAGGACAAAACGUGCAGCCAAUACCAUAUGAAGAAAGUGCGCAAUUUUUAUCUGGUAGACAAAGCAAUUAUAGGCAAGAAAUACAGGAACCCACGUUUUUGCCAUCCAGUCAAUGGCAUGACUCAUUGUCACUAGAAAAUAGUGGCCAAAAUUCAAACAGUAGUUUAAUAAUGGUAGAUAAUCUACCACCAAUAAAGCCAUGGAUCGAGACAGAGCCAACGUCCACUCAACGUACGUUUUGGAAAAGAGUGGGUCAUAAGUUAUCAUACUCGUACAACAAGGCCAAAGAGAGGGCAAGGACUAUCUUUGGCUGAGAUAAGAAGCUACAAUACAAGCAAACAGACAAGAUUUGCUCAUCACUUUUAAUCUUACGCGUCAGUUCGAGAUGCAUAAUUAAUUUCAUUUGGUUUCGAAACAUGCAUAACAUACAUUGAUACAUCUUUAUCAGAAUGUUGAAAGCAUGCAAUGGCCUGAUUCAACUGUAGUUGUAAGUUUUUUGUUGGGAUACCUCAAUUUAUCUUGAUGACAACUCAACACAAAGCUCAUUUAAUGUACAGCGAUCAAUGAAUUAUUGUUGUCAUGUACAAAAAAUGUAAGAUUGUAAUGAUUAACUAGUAAGAAGUAUUUCGCAAUAAAAGGCACGUGACAACAGAA
Messenger RNA from Copidosoma floridanum, 4797 nucleotides. RefSeq lists its product as uncharacterized. The record is from RefSeq and is a predicted model, not a curated record. NCBI's taxonomy places the organism in Eukaryota, Metazoa, Arthropoda, Insecta, Hymenoptera, Encyrtidae.